Messenger RNA from Paramecium pentaurelia, 1525 nucleotides. Lineage: Eukaryota; Ciliophora; Oligohymenophorea; Peniculida; Parameciidae. The record is from the annotation of a GenBank genome assembly.
UAAUGGACGCUAUAAAAAGCUUUGCCAAUAACCUUACAAAUAGAGAUCAAAAUAAUAAUACAAAUGGGAAAAUUGUUCCCUUAGAAGAAAAAGAUAGAGAACCAUUAUCUUAAAAAAAUCCUUUGGGUAGGUAAUUAUUAUUGUUUAAUUAAGUAUGGCUGAUGAAUUAUAGAUGGCAGCUAGUAAAGGAAUUUAAAAACUUAUAUAAUCAGUGGAUAAUGCAAAAGCUGAUGUCAAAUAAGGUUUUACUUAAUUGGAUGAUAAGUAAUUGAAUUUUGUAAAAGAAUAGAUUAAAGCUGAUGUUAAAGUAGUACACUCAUUAAAUCAAUGUAUGGGCAAGAUCAAAGGUGUUAUCAUCAGUAAUCAUAGUGAUUGAGAAAUUUAGACCUACAGUUAAAGAAGGACUCAAAGAUCCUGAUAUGUGUUAGUGUGUGAAGAAUUUAGUAUUUUAAAGAGAUAAUUUAAUAGGUUGAUGAUACUGUAGAUGCAACUUGGCCAGAAAUAGUAGAUGAAGUUAAAUAUCAAUUGAUGUUGUAAAUAGGAGAUCCUUACACAGAAAUAGAAGAGAAAAAACAAACACUUGCUUUUUUAUACCCUUUUGUUUGGAUAAGGAAUUGGUAUCUCUAUUCAAAUUAUCCUUUUGAUAGAAGUGUUUGGAGAUAAUAUAAAACUAUGUAUAUAAAUCAGGAUUUAUUUAUAUAGAUCUUAUUGGUUUUGGUAUAUUGUAUCACUGAUUCCAUUUUAUGGUGUUUCAUAAUAUUUCUAUGUUUUGGAUUUUAUAAUGAUUGAUAAAGGAGAUGAAUAUUAAUUGGUGAAAUUUAUUUUAAGUUUUAAAACGUAAAAAUAAUAAAAUAAUAUAGAAUGUUCUUUAUAACUUAAGGAGUAAUGAAAGCUUUGAUAGGGUAUUUUAUGCUUUAUGCUUGUACAACUAUGAAUUAUAUUGAUAAUGCUUAUUAAGAUGAUUGUACAAGAAAAGGUCCAGGAUCUAGUAUUGAAGUCUUUUCAGAAGUUAUUGGAUAGGGUGUCCAAGUAGUUCUUAUUUGGCUUGCCUUUUUCCUUUUGUCAUGUUCUAAAUAAAAGGGAAAACCCAUUUUUCAAUAUGAUGACACUCCUCAAAUGAUAGAAGGAUGUUUUGAAAGAGGAGGUCGUCUAAAGUACUUUAUGUUUUGGGAUAUCUUUGCAUUAGGAAGUAGUAUAGGAUUGUUUUGGUUAGUGUAUUUGACAUAAGAUACUAGACCUAAUUUUGAUAAUUCAGGAGAUUUUGUAAUAAUAAAAAAAUAAUAAAAAAUAGAUUUACUUUACUGAAAUUUGUUAUGGAAUGUUGAGUUUUCCAUUUUUAAUAUUUAAUGUUCCUUUUGUUAAUGGAAGAUUGACAAAGGCCAAAGCAACAGCUUAUGAUAGAAAAGGUAAUUGUAUACCAGCAAUUGAUGGAUUAAGAAAAAAAAUAAAGAGUAAUUAAGAAGAGGAAACUAAUCUUUUGUUGAAUACAUUGACAAUAGAUGUAGGUGAAGUAUUUGAUGGUUGA